This is a messenger RNA of Actinia tenebrosa (Australian red waratah sea anemone), 1536 nucleotides long. Its product is annotated as RNA-binding protein NOB1. Lineage: Eukaryota; Metazoa; Cnidaria; Anthozoa; Actiniaria; Actiniidae. The record is from RefSeq and is a predicted model, not a curated record. Gene Ontology annotation, cellular component: preribosome, small subunit precursor. Gene Ontology annotation, biological process: ribosomal small subunit biogenesis; maturation of SSU-rRNA. Gene Ontology annotation, molecular function: RNA endonuclease activity.
CUCAUCUAAACAUCAAAAUCAAAAUGGCGACGAAUGCUAAAGGAAACGUGAAACACCUUGUUGUGGAUUCGGCUGGAUUUAUUAGAAACAUCGAACUCCUUACCCUUGGGGAGCGAAUAUACACUAUAAAAGAAGUUGUGCAAGAAAUACGAGAUGCAGCAACGAGACAGAGAUUAUCUGUCUUGCCGUACGAGUUGAUUUUCAGACAACCUUCGACAGAGGCCAUCAAAGCUGGUUCAGAUAUCUAAAGGUCAGAACUUGCACAAGAUUCCAGGAUUUUACACAGAAAAGAAUGACCCUAGUGCUCCUUCAAAUAAUGAUGCCGAAAUGUCAGAAUCCCAAGCAGCAGAGGGUGAUGGUGAGGGUGAUGAUGAUGAUCCAGUUGGAAGUGACAGUGGUAAAACACUUGAGGAUGAAAUAGAAGAAAUUUCUACUCUUCCUGGUUGUAGUAUAUCAGAACAGCAGCAACAGUUAGGGUUGUCCUCAACAGCUGGUAAUGUGACAGAAGUGUCCAGGAAUUUACCACAGGACUCAGUGAGAAGCUCCAGCACCUCAGGGAAAAGCCUGCAAGUCAUUCCUCCCAACCAACAAGCAGCUGUUGCACCAGAAGCAAUGGAUGUCCAAGAAGUAAAUAACCAAGCUGAUGACCUAGGAGAAGAUGAGGGUUUUGUUGAAGAAGAUGAAGAGGGUUGGAUCACGCCAGAAAACAUCCGAGCAAUACAAGAUGAGAUGGGCCACAAUAGACUAGAUGCUUCACCAGCCAAUGUGGAAGUGGGAUGUUUAACUACAGAUUUUUCAAUGCAGAAUGUUCUGAUACAAAUGGGACUGCAUGUUGUAUCUGUGGAUGGAAUGCUCAUACGAGAAGCAAGGAGUUAUGUACUCAAGUGUCAUGCUUGUUUUAGAGUCACGCAUCAGCUACAGAAGGUGUUUUGUCCUUGGUGUGGAAAUAAAACAUUAAAGCGUGUUACUAUGACGAUAGAUGAAAAUGGCGUCACACAUUAUAACAUGUCAAAUAGAAAAAGACCCUUCAAUAUCAGAGGCAAAAAACAUCCCUUGCCACUCCCCCAAGGGGGUAGAUUUGCUGACAAUCCAGUCCUUGUUGAAGAUCAGCCAGGAGGUCAACGCCGACUUCCAUCCAAACGAGACAAAGUUGAUGCCAUGGACCCUGAUUUUGUGGCAAGGUCCUCCCCAUUCUCAAGUCAUGACAUCAACAGCCGAGCUGUUCAGCACGGCUUUCAUGUAAAAGAAAGAAAUUGGAACAGACGAAACCCAAAUGAGGUGGUGAAGAAUUCUAGACGAAGUAAAAAGAAGUGAAAUCUUCAUCAAUAAUAUAGCUAUUGAUUUUUUAUUUCCUCAUUAGAGGCAAAUGUUUUUCUAGGUACUAGACCUCCUGUUUCAGCCAUUCAGAUGACUGGAACCAAGUUUCCCAGCACUUGCCACAUAUUUCAUUAGUAUAAGAAUGAAUGGAGGCAGGCRAAAGGGUUCUUUCAUGUGAUGUCCACACAGUAUUAAAUUUAUUUGUUUUCCAUCACCUAA